This is a messenger RNA of Fonsecaea nubica, 675 nucleotides long. RefSeq lists its product as hypothetical. NCBI's taxonomy places the organism in Eukaryota, Fungi, Ascomycota, Eurotiomycetes, Chaetothyriales, Herpotrichiellaceae. The transcript has 2 exons. The record is from RefSeq and is a predicted model, not a curated record. Bases 1 to 675 code for a protein of 224 amino acids.
AUGUCGUGGGUGUUUGGCGAGGGGAGCGAGGCUGGCUCAUUGGCCACAGCACUUCCAGCUGUUACCUCAAAUACAGCACAGGCCACAAAGACACAACAUGAGACAAUUGAAGGCGAUCGUCCGCCUCAGAAGAGAACUGAAGUGGCUCAGACAGACCUAGGGCGGUCACUGUCGGAGGACAACGAAGCGGAGCAAAUCACUCUACAGCACCCCGAGGCCAAGUCUCUCAAACCUCCAUUCGCUUCAUUCCUCAAGGGCUUUGUCGAUCCCGUCCAUCUGAAUCCUGACCUGGCGCAUGAACACAGUCUUAUGUGGAAGCACGAUGAACUGAAGUACUACACGCAAAAAGUCGACAGUUUCUUACUUCAAAAUCCUGAUCAAUAUUUGAAGUUUCGCAAGUACGGUCUGAACAUUAUCGACUGGGGGAAGGACACGCGGCUGAAGGUGAUCCAAACUUCCUUGGACAACCUUCUGGAAGAGGGCAGGAAGAGAAUAGAACUUCUGAGCUGGCAAACUCUCGUCGAUCGCCGUCUGAUGGUUCGGCGACCAGCGGUGGAAAGAAGCUCAAAUUAUUGCCGGAUACAGCAGAUCCAGCAACCAAGAUCAACGAUUGACAAGAGCGGUGCUCCGAACCAUCGUCUCGCAGAGGAGGGCCAACAGGAGCGCUGCAAAUAG